Molecule: messenger RNA, 924 nt
Organism: Letharia columbiana
Lineage: Eukaryota; Fungi; Ascomycota; Lecanoromycetes; Lecanorales; Parmeliaceae
Exons: 4
Coding region: 1-924 (307 amino acids)
Source: RefSeq, a predicted model, not a curated record
AUGUCCCUUGGAAUAUCCGCGAGAACUCCUCGGUCAGCAGUUUGGAUCGCAUAUGAGAAGGCUCGCGAGAAGAAGUCAAAGAAACCCAGGGACAAGGGAAAGCCACUCGCCAACAGCAUAGAGGAACUCAUUCUCCUGAUCAGUUCUCUCUUCACGCCUGAUAUCUACUUGGAGCUCAAGGCUAGCAUUCACAUACUAAGGCGUACGGGUGUCGCGAAUCUCGCUCGAGAUAGGCGUAACGAAUCGGCACAGGGCUAUAGCCUGGCAGGUAUGGCUCCUGAUGGCGAACUACCCAAUACUAUAAGGGCGCUUCAGCAGCGGUGGGACCAUGCACGUCAUCUCACAAGCUUAGGAGAUAGUUGCUGGCAUAAGGUCGAUCUUACGCUAAUCAGAUUGGAGCUCUAUAAUUACUGGAAUCAAGCUCUCAAAAUAUACACUUCUACUUUCGACGAUGACGUGUCUGUAAAGGAUCGAAGAUAUAUGGAACGGUUCGUCGAUCGCGCUUUACCAGGACCGGGACUCCGUACUUGGGUAGUUACGGAGAAGAAAGCAAAGACCAUGUGGGACUAUGCGAUCAGGGUCGGAAGUCACGUUGCGGUAUUCAACCAACUUUGGGGUUUGCCUCCUCUAAUUAAACCGUCCAAGCUUCUCAACAUUGGACUUCCCCUUCUCGAAUUCGCCAUACCCUUCUUGCUAGAACGACAUCCCUCUCUCAUUCAUAUUCAAAAUGUCAUUCAUAAAGACUAUGUCUCACUACUGAGAAAUGGCAUUUCCCUAAAUCCGAGGGCCUUACGCUUUGCCACAACGGCCCCCAAGGAUGCUUUGGCAUUCGGUAACGCCUGCGAUGAGAAUCUUAUAGGCCUGAUUGGCCUUUUUGGAUAUUGUUCUCUCGAGGAAGCUAAGAUCGAGCUAUCACCUGAAUAG